AUGAAUAUAGCAAGUAUUGAUAAUCAUACGAUUGAUUUUAAUAAACAAAUGCUAGAACAAUAUAAAGCUAUUGAAGCUUUAAUUUCUGGUGAUUUCGAUCAGAUAAUAAAUCAAGGUACAUCAAUAAUAGUUAAUCGAUAUUUAGAUAUGUUAAAUAAUGAUUCUUUAUUUGGAGGAAAAACAAAAGAAAUAUUUCGAAUUAUUCAACGUCAUACACUACUUAUAAAACAUGUUUAUGAUGGAAACAAUAAAAAAAUAGUUUCGUAUGCUUUCAAUACUAUAGAUGAUAUAUUACCUAAUAUACCAGUAAUAGAUACAUUAGGUUUAGUAUUACCAUUCACUCUUAAUAGUGUUGUUAAAAAGGAAGUCUUCAAAAUUAAUAAUUUGUUUCUAUCGAUUAUUAAACAAUUUAAUUCCAAGAAUGAAGAACAUAAAUUAGAAACAUUAGAUAUUGUACAAAAAAUUUUAUAUUCAUCAGAUAAAUGGACUAUAUUUGAACAAAAUAAAGAUAAACUAAAUAAUGAAAUUUGUCAAUUACUUCGUCCUGCUAUCGAACGUGAACAAAAACUUAUUGAUGAAUAUCAACAAGUAAUGGAAUAA
Rotaria sordida is the source of this 600-nucleotide messenger RNA. The record is from the annotation of a GenBank genome assembly. Lineage: Eukaryota; Metazoa; Rotifera; Eurotatoria; Philodinida; Philodinidae.